UGGACAUGCAUGCAUUGCUAGAUCAACUAAGGUUUAUAUAAGUGCUUAACAAAGUAGUCCAACUAGUUGAGACAGCGCGUGCUGCUGCUAGAGAGCUCGGGGACGGCGUGGAGAGACACUACACCAAACUCCAUUCGAGUGCUGGAAGUCCCUACAGCGCAUUUUCACCGCAAAUGUCAUCAUGCAUCUUAACCAAUGAACUACACAUUUUGCAGCUUUUAGUCCCAGCACCAUGAGCAAGAGGAAGGCGCGAGAUGCUCAUUUGCCUGUAGGAGAAUGCAUUUCACAGGUUCAGGAGAUUUUAAGGAAGCGGCUUUGCAAUCAGCAGCUCCCUGACAGACCGGAGGGAGUGGAGGCUCAACACAAACACCUCCUGGAGCUGCUGAAGCGCACGGCCGUCCACGGGGAGAGUAACUCGGUGCUGAUCGUCGGCCCCAGAGGAGCAGGAAAAACAAUGCUGCUGAAGUGUGUGCUGAGAGACCUGCUAAUGGAAAAAGAAGCACAGAAAAAUCUGCUGCAGGUUCACCUCAAUGGUCUCCUGCAGACCGACGACAGAAUAGCGCUUCAAGAAAUGACGCGGCAACUCCACCUGGAAAACGUCGUCGGGGACAAAGUGUUUGGAAGUUUUGCAGAGAAUCUGAAUUUCUUGCUGGAGGCAUUGAAGAAAGGGGAUCGCAGCAGCAGCCGCCCGGUGCUGUUCGUCCUGGAUGAGUUCGACCUGUUCGCCCACCACAAGAACCAGACGCUGCUCUACAACCUGUUCGACGUCUCGCAGUCUGCACAGGCUCCCGUCGCUGUGGUCGGCGUUACCUGCAGACUGGAUGUUCUGGAGCUGCUGGAGAAGCGGGUGAAGUCACGGUUUUCUCACCGUCAAAUCCACGUCCUGAGCAACCCCACCUUUAGACAGUACCUGGAGCGGGUCCAAACACAACUCAGCCUGCAGCCUGGCGACUUGCCCGACGACAAGUUCGCUCAGCACUGGAACGUCAGCAUCAAGACUCUGUGUGAAGACAAAUCAGUGGAGGAGGCUUUACAGAGGCACUACAACUCCAGCAAGGACUUCCGGUCCAACCACAUGCUGCUGAUGUUGUGCCUGAGUCGUGUGUCUGUAGCCAAACCUGCCAUCAAGCCUGCAGACCUUCUGGAGGCCAGCAGGAUGUGUUUCAUCGACGCCGAAGCCAAUAUGCUCCACGGUCUGUCUAUUUUGGAGUUGUGUCUGAUCAUCGCCAUGAAACACCUCAACGACCUCUACGAGGGAGAGCCGUUCAAUCUGCAAAUGGUCCACAACGAGUUUAAGAAGUUCCUGCAGAGGAAGUCGAACUCCAUGUACAACUUUGAGCAGCCUGUCAUCAUGAAGGCCUUCGAGCACCUGCAGCAGCUGGAGAUGAUCCGGCCGGUGGACAGCUCCACAGCCAAGACUCAGAGGGAGUACCAGCUGAUGAGACUCAUGCUGGACCACACUCAGGUCAUGGAGGCCCUGCAGAAAUACCCACAAUGCCCCACUGACGUCAAGCAGUGGGCCAUGUCGGCGUUCGGCUAGGACUCUAAAUCCAUUUGGACUCUCUUAUCGAAUGGAAACGAGCACUGCAGCUCAAACUAAGGACCAACAUUAAAACUGUCUACUGUUUCAAACUGUUAUUCAUGUUAUGCUGUAUUUUCUAAUUCACUGAAAAUUAAAACAAUAAACCACAUCUCUCUAGAUUUGGUAAUGAAAUGGAUAUUAGUUUUGAAAUAAAUAAAUGUGUUGAGUAAAACAAGA
Molecule: messenger RNA, 1759 nt
Organism: Eleginops maclovinus (Patagonian blennie)
Lineage: Eukaryota; Metazoa; Chordata; Actinopteri; Perciformes; Eleginopidae
Gene: orc4
Product: origin recognition complex, subunit 4
Exons: 14
Coding region: 233-1540 (435 amino acids)
Biological process (GO): DNA replication; DNA replication initiation
Cellular component (GO): nucleus; nuclear origin of replication recognition complex
Molecular function (GO): ATP hydrolysis activity; DNA replication origin binding
Source: RefSeq, a predicted model, not a curated record